Messenger RNA from Leopardus geoffroyi (Geoffroy's cat), 3782 nucleotides. It is a transcript of the gene TRPV5, whose product is annotated as transient receptor potential cation channel subfamily V member 5. NCBI's taxonomy places the organism in Eukaryota, Metazoa, Chordata, Mammalia, Carnivora, Felidae. Gene Ontology annotation, cellular component: membrane. The record is from RefSeq and is a predicted model, not a curated record. The transcript has 15 exons. The coding region runs from base 438 to 2639 and encodes 733 amino acids. Gene Ontology annotation, molecular function: protein binding; calcium channel activity. Gene Ontology annotation, biological process: calcium ion import across plasma membrane.
UCCACUUUCCUGUAUCCCAGUAAGUGCUCACCUUGCAUGCGGGGCCCACAUUCUGGGCUUCAUCCUUGCUCCCCCUCUACAUCCCACCGUCUCCUAGCCUUCCCCUGUCUCCCCUGCAGCCCCAACCCACUGCUGGGAAGGAAGUUCCCUCCUCCACCUCCCCUCCCAGCUCUAGAGCAGGUUCUGUGCCCGGGGGCUCUCUAGAGACAGCUCCUCCCCUCCAGGUAAAGCCACAUUCUCCUGGCAGGGCCCCCAGUCACCUCACUGCAUACACACACACUCCACCCACAAACUGCACGCUGUAUACACAAGUCACACUGGAGAUAUACUCACUCUCAGUCCCAACCCCAAACAGACCCCGCCUCCUCCUCUGUGGACUCCUAGACCGGCUCCUUUUACCACAUUCCCUAACCUGCCAGUGCCUGAAAGAAGACGAUAUGGGGGCUCCUCCACCUAAGGCAGAGGGGCCCAGGGUCCAACUCCAGAAACUUCUGGCCUCCUGGCUGCUCAGAGAGCAGGACUGGGAUCAGCAUCUGGACGAGGCCCACAUGCUGCAACAGAAGAGGAUCCGAGAGUCUCCACUGCUUCAGGCAGCCAAGGAAAAUGACCUGUGUGCCCUCAAGAAACUUCUGCUGGACCGAAGCUGUGAUUUCCGACAGAGAGGAGCCUUGGGGGAGACCGCGCUGCAUAUAGCGGCCCUCUAUGACAAUCUCGAGGCCGCCGUGGUGCUGAUAGAGGCUGCCCCGGAGCUGGUCAAGGAGCCCACCUUGUGUGAGCCAUUUGUAGGUCAGACCGCCCUGCACAUAGCCAUCGUGAACCAGAACGUGAACUUGGUGAGAGCCCUGCUUGCCCACGGGGCCAGCGUGUCUGCGAGAGCCACAGGCACGGCGUUCCGCCGCAGCCCCCGCAACCUCAUCUACUUUGGGGAGCACCCCUUGUCCUUUGCUGCCUGCGUGGGCAGCGAGGAGAUGGUGAGGCUGCUCAUUGAGCAUGGAGCUGACAUCCGGGCCCAGGACUCCCUGGGAAACACCGUGUUGCACAUCCUCGUCCUGCAGCCCAACAAGACCUUUGCCUGCCAGAUGUACAACCUGCUGCUGUCCUAUGAUGGGCGCAGGGACCACCUGCAGUCCCUGGACCUCGUGCCCAAUCACCAGGGUCUCACCCCCUUCAAGCUGGCCGGAGUGGAGGGCAACACCGUGAUGUUCCAGCACCUGAUGCAGAAGCGGAAGCACAUCCAGUGGACCUACGGGCCGCUGACCUCCACUCUCUACGACCUCACCGAGAUCGACUCCUGGGGGGAGGACGUGUCCUUUCUAGAGCUGGUGAUUUCCUCCAAGAAGCGAGAGGCUCGCCAGAUCCUGGACCAGACCCCAGUGAAAGAGCUGGUGAGCCUCAAGUGGAAGAGAUACGGACAGCGGUACUUUCACAUUCUGGGUGCCUUGUACAUGCUCUAUAUGAUCUGUUUCACCGCCUGCUGCAUCUACCGCCCCCUCAAGUUCCGCUCGGGCAACCGCACAGAUCCCCGGGACAACACAGUCCUCCAGCAGAAACUGCUGCAGGAGGCCUAUGUGACUCAGCAGGAUAAGAUCCGUCUGGUGGGGGAACUGGUGACCAUCACGGGGGCUGUGAUCAUCCUGCUCCUGGAGAUCCCGGACAUCUUCAGGGUUGGUGCUUCUCGCUAUUUUGGACAGACUAUCCUCGGGGGACCGUUCCAUGUCAUCAUCAUCACCUAUGCCUGCAUGGUGCUGGUGACCAUGGUGAUGCGGCUCUCCAACGUGAACGGGGAGAUGGUGCCCAUGUCCAUUGCCCUGGUGCUGGGUUGGUGCAGUGUUAUGUACUUCGCUCGAGGAUUCCAGAUGCUUGGUCCCUUCACCAUCAUGAUACAGAAGAUGAUUUUUGGAGACUUAAUGCGCUUCUGCUGGCUGAUGGCUGUGGUUAUUCUGGGAUUUGCCUCAGCGUUCUAUGUCAUUUUCCAGACAGAGGACCCAUCCAACCUGGGGCAAUUCUAUGACUAUCCCAUGGCACUGUUCAGCACCUUUGAGCUUUUCCUCACCGUCAUUGAUGGGCCUGCCAACUACGAAGUGAACUUGCCCUUCAUGUUUGGCAUUGUCUACUUUGCCUUCACCAUCAUUGCCACGCUGCUCAUGCUCAACCUGUUCAUCGCCAUGAUGGGUGAUACACACUGGCGGGUGGCCCAUGAGCGGGAUGAGCUCUGGAGGGCCCAGGUGGUGGCCACCACAGUGAUGCUGGAGCGGAAGCUGCCUCGCUUCCUGUGGCCUCGCUCUGGGAUCUGCGGGUGCCAGUAUGGGCUGGGGGACCGCUGGUUCCUGCGAGUUGAGAACCACCAUGAUCAAAAUCCUUUGCGAGUGCUUCGCUACGUGGAAGCUUUCAAGGGCUCAGACAAGGAGGAUGGACAAGAGCAGCUUUCUGAGAAACAGCCCUCUGUUUCUGUGAUCGAAAGUGGGACCCCAGCCAGAGCCUCUCUGGCCCCUCCAACGCCUUCCCUAUCCCGGACCACAUCUCACAGCAGCAGCAGCCACCGGGGCUGGGAGAUCCUGCGUCGCAACACAUUAGGACACGUGAAUCUUGGGCUGGACCUUGGCGAGGGAGAUGGAGAGGAAAAUAUCUAUCAUUUGUGAUGAGGACCCCUGUUACUAUUGGCCUGACAAACAGGUGGGCUUAAAUGGAGGGAAGUAUCUGAUUGUUUUGCCUGUUAAUCAUGAGAGGGGAUAGGCAGAAUAAUUCUUCAAGGUCAUGUCUCAUCCUUCACAUCAGCAUUUCUGGAGAUGGGCAAUGGACGUCUGUUGUCCCACGUAUCUUCUGGUUUCCUGAAAGUCCCACAUCUUGAGAAAAGAAGGUGUCUCUUAGAGCAAAGUUGGAUUUAGCCAUCAAAGACAUGAACUAGGGAUGCUAAACUAACAUCUGGAUCAUCUUUCUUUCUGCCUCAUGCAGGCACUAGAAAGUAGUGAGCUGUGAAGCCUGCUUGGUUCCACAAGGCUUAAUGUGGGAAGAUCCAGGCAUGGCACUGAGGUUAUGGCCCUUCCCUUUUCCCCUGUAGGACUCUCUCUCACCCCGCAACCAACCCCCAACUAGAAAACUGCAAUAAGAAAGGUUCUUUAUCCUUGCUUUAUUUUUCAGAAAUUUUAUUGUGGGAAGAUACACAUCACAUAAAUUUACUAUCUUAACCAUAUGUAGGUAUACAAUUCAGUGGCAUUAGGUACAUUUACGCUGUUGCAUAAUGAUAACUACUAUUCAUCCACAGGAUGCUCUCAUCAUCUCAAACCAAAACUCUGGUACUCAUUAAACAUUAACUCCCCACUGUGCCCUCCACACAGUCCCUCAUAACCAAUAUUCCACUCCACAUCUAUGAAUUUGACUACUCUAGGUACUUCAUACAGGUGGAAUCAUUCAAUAUUAAUCCUAUUGUGUCUGGCUUAUUUCACUUAGCAUAAUAGUUUCAAGAUUCAUCCUUGUAGCAGGCAUCAGAAUUUUAUUCCUUUUAAGGGUCAAAUAAUAUUUCAUUGUAUGGAUAUAUCACAUUUUAUUUAUCCAUUCAUCCACUGAUGGGUAUUGGGGUUGUUUCCACCUUUUGGCUAUUAUGAGUAAUACUGCUAUGAACAUUGGCAUAUAAUUCUCUUCAAGUUCUUGCUUUUGAUUUCUUCGGGUGUAUCCUUAGCUGUGGAAUAGCUUGGACUUAUGGCAAUUAUUAUUUAAUUUUUUGAGGAACUGCCACACUUUGUUGUUUUUCUUUUCUUUUCUUUCUCUUUCUUUCUUUCUUUCUU